CACAUCCUCGGCAGAAGAAAAUAAAGCUGGAGACUGUGGGAUAAAGAUGAUCUAUGAGAUUUAUCUAUAGCUCUUUGUCUCACUCAUCUCCCAGCCUGUGCAUAUGUAGUUAGGCUCGAAAACAGAAAAACUGUAUAUAUUGUCCUGUCUUGUUAGGGAUAUUCUGAGUUUCAAAUAUUUUCUCAAGUUUCUGGAAAUCUUGUAGAAAAAGGAAAAAUGUCUACCGCCGACAAGAGUCAAUACAACUCGAGGAUAACACCCUAUGUGUUUUCCUGCUGGAUUCUUGCUGCCUUUGGAGGGCUGAUGUUCGGUUACGACAUUGGCAUUUCAGGCGGAGUAACUGGAAUGGAUGAAUUCCUGAUGACGUUUUUCCCCAAAGUCCACGAGAGAAAGUUGCACGCACAUGAAAACAACUACUGUAAAUAUGAUGAUGAAAUGCUACAACUCUUCACAUCUUCUCUAUACAUAGCAGCACUUAUAGCCAGUUUCUUUGCCUCUAAGGCCUGCUCCCUUUGGGGACGCCGGCCCACUAUUCUUAUGGCAUCACUGUUAUUUAUUGCUGCUUCCAUCAUCUGUGGCGCUGCUAAUACAAAGUGGAUGUUAAUUUUUGGUAGAGUUCUUUUUGGAAUUGGAGUAGGCUUUGGAAAUGAAGCUGUUCCCUUGUUUUUAUCAGAAAUUGCACCCAUACACCAUAGGGGAGCGGUGAAUAUCCUCUUCCAACUCUUGGUGACAGUUGGGAUCCUCAUUGCCAACCUUAUCAACUAUGGAACAUCAAUGAUGAAGCAUGGUUGGAGGGUGUCAUUGGGGCUUGCAGCAGUUCCAGGAUUUAUCCUCUUCAUAGGGUCUUUGGUCAUCACUGAAACUCCUCCCAGCCUUGUUGAAAUGGGCAAAGAAAUGGAAGCAAGAGCAGCCCUCCAGAAAAUCAGAGGUGUGGACAAUGUUGAUGCUGAGUUUCAGCAGAUUGUUACAGGCUGUGAACAAGCCAAACAAGUUAAACGACCUUUCAAGAAAUUGUUCAAGAAAUCCGGAUUCCCUGCUUUGUUCAUCUCCACUAUCAUUCAGGUUUUCCAGCAGUUUACUGGGAUCAACGCCAUCAUGUUUUACGCUCCGGUUUUGUUCCAGACAUUGGGAUUCAAGUCUGAUGCCUCAUUGUUGUCGGCUGUCAUUACCGGUUUGGUUAACGUGGGGGCCACUUUCGUGUCCAUCUAUGCUGUUGACAAGCUAGGAAGGAGGAAGUUGCUUCUCCAAGCUUCCAUCCAGAUGUUUAUUUCCCAGGUUGCAAUUGGAGCAAUCUUGGUAACCCACCUGAAGGCGACAGGGUCAUUGGACAAGGUAUUGGCAGCUGUGGUGGUGGUUCUAGUUUGCACAUUCGUGAUGUCAUUUGCAUGGUCGUGGGGGCCAAUGGGAUGGCUGAUUCCCAGUGAAAUCUUCCCAAUAGAGACAAGAACAGCAGGUUUUGCAUUUGCAGUGAGUACAAAUAUGAUCUGCACUUUCAUAAUUGCUCAGGCAUUCCUCUCCAUGCUGUGCCAUAUGAGGGCCUACAUUUUCUUCUUCUUUUCUGCUUGGAUUCUGGUAAUGGGACUCUUUGUGGUGUUCUUAUUGCCGGAGACCAAAGGAGUACCCAUCGAGUUGGUUGAGGAAAGGGUCUGGAAGCAACAUCCAGUGUGGAAGAAGUUCUUCAAGGAUGAUGCAAAGGAGACAACCGAUUGAUCAACCAAUAAAAUAUAUGAAUAAUGUGGAUUCCCACAAGUUGGUUUCUAAUUAGUUUUGUUUCCUCUUUCUAUUUGCAUUUUUUACUAUGUGAAAAAGUAUGAGACGCGAUGUACAUGUACUUGGAGGUAAAUGCAAUAUUUUAAUUAGAUAAAGUCCUCUAUUUUAGAUUU
Molecule: messenger RNA, 1883 nt
Organism: Sesamum indicum (sesame)
Lineage: Eukaryota; Viridiplantae; Streptophyta; Magnoliopsida; Lamiales; Pedaliaceae
Product: sugar transport protein 8
Biological process (GO): monosaccharide transmembrane transport
Cellular component (GO): membrane
Molecular function (GO): monosaccharide transmembrane transporter activity
Source: RefSeq, a predicted model, not a curated record